Messenger RNA from Thalassophryne amazonica, 2613 nucleotides. It is a transcript of the gene slc2a12, whose product is annotated as solute carrier family 2 member 12. Bases 377 to 2143 code for a protein of 588 amino acids. Gene Ontology annotation, molecular function: transmembrane transporter activity. Lineage: Eukaryota; Metazoa; Chordata; Actinopteri; Batrachoidiformes; Batrachoididae. Gene Ontology annotation, cellular component: membrane. Gene Ontology annotation, biological process: transmembrane transport. The transcript has 7 exons. The record is from RefSeq and is a predicted model, not a curated record.
GGCGACACGAGUGGAGAGAGAAGUUAAGAAGAAAAGUAUAAUGGAGUCACGAAGUCCAAACAGAGACACGGAGUGACAGCUCAGCUUAUUCCAAUUUAGGGUCACUGGGAGAGUUGGAGCCCUUUUCCAGUGGUCAUCGGGUGAGGCGCGGGGUACACCCUGGACAGGAUGCCAGUCUGUCACAGGACCACCAUAUAGACAAACAUGUACCCAACCUGCAUGUCUUUGGACGUGGGAGGAAGCUGGAGCACCCAGAUGGAACCCGGGGAGAACAUGCCAACUCCACACAGAAAGGACCAAGUCAAAAGCAAACCCAGGACCUACUCGCUGUGAGACAACAGUGCUAAUCCACGCUGACAGUUGAUUGUGGUUGACGAUGGACCCCAACAACGAGACCAAAAGGAUGACCCCUGACCUCCCAGGCAACCAUUCCCACAAUGAAACGCCAACAAAUAGUUCCCUGAAACUAGUCCCACCCAAAGGCACAGGCUCCAGCUGGCUGGUGGUUGUAGCGGCUAUAGUGGCGUCACUGAGUGGCCUCAUGUUGGGCUAUGAAAUGGGCCUGAUCUCUGGAGUGCUGCUGCAACUACGGGGCCUCCUCUCGCUCUCCUGCAGGGAACAAGAACUGCUGGUCAGCUCACAGCUGCUCGGUGCCCUCUUCAUCUGCUUGACCGGAGGCCCGAUUCUGGAUCGCUAUGGCCGCCGCUGCACUUUGUUCCUGAGUGCUGCCCUCGUGAUCGGGGGGACUAUCGUGCUCACUGCCAUCACCUCACUUGUUGCACUAGCAAUAGGCCGUGUCAUCGUUGGCAUGGGAACAGCACUGUCGGGGACAGGAGCGUGCUUGUACAUAGCAGAGAUCUCACCGAGGGAGCGGAGGGGUUUGCUGGUGACGCUGUACGAACUCAUGGUGGUUGUUGGUGUCCUGCUGGGGUUCAGCUGUAGUUACGCCUUUGCCGCUGUGCCUCACGGCUGGGUGUACACAUUUGGACUUGUGAUUCCUCCUGCACUGUUGCAGAUAGGUGCACUCAUAUUCCUCCCACCCAGUCCACGCUUCCUGGUUGCACAAGGUAAAGUGGAGAAGGCCAGGAAAAUUCUGGACAGACUAAGGGGAGGAAUUAUAGAAGACGUGGAAGUGGAACUCAAAAACAUUCAGGCAGGACUUAAAGAGGAAUCGGAGCACAGUUUCUGGGAGCUGUUUAGUACCAAAGCUAACCUGAGUGAACGGUUGCUAACAGGCGUGGCCUUGGCCUUCCUUGUGCAGGCUACUGGGCAGCCCAACAUCCUAUCCUAUGCUUCCCCACUUCUUCGCAGUGUUGGACUCAACAGUGAUGCAGCAGCAACCUUGGCCUCCACAGGGUUCGGAGUGGUCAAGGUAGUGGGAACCAUCCCGGCUGUGUUGCUGGUCGACCGUGUGGGACCAAAGACCUUCCUGUGCGUGGGUGCUGUCGCAAUGGCACUGUCCCUAACAGCACUUGGAGCAGUGACUUUGCAAAGUCACACUCACCUCACCAGCCUGUGUAAGAGCCAGUAUAGACUGAACAAUACCCACAUGGCUUGGGAAUCAAACAGGACAAUGAAAGAAUUGAACAACAGUCACAUUUUCUCAACUCAGUUUCCAACCAAGUGGACCAGCGAGGAUGUACAACUUGUGACCAAAGAUAAUGACACAGAGGCUACUGGGAGGACAGCCACAGAGGCCUCUUUGCUCAAGUGGGCGUCAUUGAUCAGCUUGCUGGUGUACGUGCUAGCCUUCUCGUUUAGUCUCGGGCCCAUGAUGUACGUGGUUCUCAGUGAGAUUUUUCCAAUGAGCGUCAGAGGCCGGGCGUUUUCUGUAGUGUCAGCCGUCAACUGGGCCACAAAUCUGCUUAUUUCAGUGACUUUCCUGACGAUUACAGAAAAGAUUGGUGUUCCCAGUGUGAUGUUCCUAUAUGCUGCCAUGAGCUUCAUUCUGUUGGUGUUUGUGAUACUCUGCAUUCCUGAGACCAAAGGAUGUACGUUGGAGGAGAUAUCAAAAGAACUGGCCAAGAAGAAGCACUUUGAGUUGAAGUUAUGGAAACGGGUUCAACCUCAGGAGAGCCUGAUGAGCCACGAGCCCACAGAAAACGCUAGAAAAACCCUGACAGGCCGCUGCACUAAACCCUGAGCGGAGAAGAAUUCUUCAUGUCAAAUGCAACAGCAUCAGGAAGGUGUUUUUCGAACACGGGGCACCACUCACCUCUCAACCUGCACCUCUACAGUUUGAGCAGACUGCUGUAAUAACGUCUCUCGCGCGACUUCCUUUGUGCUAAACAUGAAGGAAUAAAACGGCAGGGAUGAUGGAGACACCGAAAAGAAGAAAAAAAAAUUGGUGGUGGAAGCUGGUGAAGAAUAACAGUGGGUAAUAUAGUAUGGUAUUUAGAAUUAUUACACAAAUGUAAGAUUUUGUAGUAAUACAAUGCACUUUGUCAUACAAGCUUCAUGAAACAAGGAAAAAUGAAUGAAAAAAUAUUUUUCAUACAGCAGUUUGUCAAUCAGAGAUUCAAAUGGACCAAACACAUCCAGUAUGUGCAAAAUAUUUGGAACAAGACUUCUGAUGAUAAAAUGGUUAAAGUAAGAACAGGCAUAAUUGUCAUU